Diaporthe amygdali is the source of this 951-nucleotide messenger RNA. RefSeq names its product splicing factor spf30. Bases 1 to 951 code for a protein of 316 amino acids. The record is from RefSeq and is a predicted model, not a curated record. Lineage: Eukaryota; Fungi; Ascomycota; Sordariomycetes; Diaporthales; Diaporthaceae. Gene Ontology annotation, biological process: negative regulation of DNA-templated transcription. The transcript has 3 exons. Gene Ontology annotation, molecular function: DNA-binding transcription factor activity.
AUGAGUGCACAGCUUACACAAUUCGAGGAGGAGAAGAAGGCCUACCAGGAACAGCUGGACAUAGUCUCCACAUCCCUCAAAGAUGACCCCGAAAGUGCCGAGCUGCUCGCCCUCAAGGCUGAGCUGGAUGAGAUGAUCAACAUGAUCAAUGAGUCCAUCGCCGACAUCCAGCCCAAACGAGCUGCACCGGCGCCUGCAGCCGCCCCUCCGAAGAACCUGUCCACACCGGCAGAACCAACACCUGAGAAGUGGUCGCGGGAAAACCAUCCAGCCUUCAAGAAGGCCGCGCAGGAGGAGAAGGACAGGCAAGAAGCAGCUGCCGCCGCAGCAGCAGAGUCGGCUAUCCCCAUCUCCUACCAGGUCAAUGAUACAGUUCUUGCUAAGUGGGUCUCGGGUGACAAGGGAUUCUACCCGGCACGCAUCACGGCCGUCACCGGGUCGUCCACGCAGCCCAUCUAUACCGUCAAGUUUAAGAGCUACGAUACCAGCGAGACACUGCGCUCCAACAACAUUCGCCCCAUUAGCAACAAGCGCAAGGCCGAUGGCAGUAACCCGGCCGCAGGCCCUUCCGCCGCGGGCGGCAGCUUGAACAGCCCGACUGCAUCUGGAGCAACAACGCCUGGCGGAUCAACGAGCGUCAAUAAUGGCAUCGUCCUCACGUCCGCACCGAGCGUGUACCCACAGGCCGAGAAGAAUGCCGCUGCCGACGGCGAGAAGCCGGUUAAAAAGUUCAAGAAGAUCAAGGCGAACAAGGAGCUCGAGAAGGGAAAGUCCAAGUGGCAAGACUUCAACGCCAAAUCCAAAUUUGGGAAAUCCCAAAAGAAGGACAGCAUGUUCCGCACACCAGACGGCGUUCAUGGACGAGUUGGGUUCACUGGGUCUGGCCAGACCAUGCGCAAGGAUCCUACUCGGAGUCGUCACGUUUACCAACCAAAUGAGGACAUUGACUAA